AUGGAUACUGAUAAGUUAAUUUCGGAGGCUGAGUCUCAUUUCUCCCAGGGAAAUCAUGCAGAAGCUGUUGCAAAAUUGACAUCUGCUGCUCAAUCGAAUCCCAAUAACCAACAAAUGUCAACUAUUGAAUCAUUGAUUCAAAAGAUUGCUGGGUACGUCAUGGAUAAUCGUAGUGGUGGCAAUGAUGCAUCGCAAGAUCGUGCUGCUGGUGGUGGUUCGUCCUUUUUGAACACUUUAAUGGCAGACUCUAAGGGUUCUUCCCAGACACAGUUGGGUAAACUGGCUUUGUUGGCCACUGUGAUGACGCACUCAUCAAACAAAGAUUCUUCUAAUAGAGGGUUUGACGUGGGAACUGUCAUGUCAAUGCUGAGUGGUUCUGGUAGUGGGAGUCAAAGUAUGGGUGCUUCCGGCCUGGCUGCUUUAGCUUCUCAAUUUUUCAAGUCAGGUAACAAUAAUCAAAAUCAAAAUCAAGGUCAAGGUCAAGGUCAAGGUCAAGGUUCGUUUACUGCUUUGGCAUCGUUGGCUUCAUCUUUCAUGAAUUCCAACACCAAUAGCCAACAAGGUCAAAAUCAAGGGUCCGGUGGGCCAUCCUUUGGGGCAUUGGCUUCCAUGGCAAGUUCUUUUAUGCACUCCAAUAAUAAUCAGAACUCCAAUAGUGGACAGCAAGGAUAUAGCCAAUCCUACCAGAAUAAUGAUCAGAAUUCAGGCUACCAAAACAAUCAAGGCUACAAUAAUCAACAGUAUCAAGGUGGAAACGGUAAUCACCAACAACAACAACAACAGCAGGGACAAUCUGGUGGUACUUUUUCUUCGUUGGCCUCCAUGGCUCAAUCUUAUUUAGGUGGUGGACAGAACCAAUCCAGUCAACAACAAUACCAGCAACAAGGUCAAAACCACCAAUACCAACAACAAGGUCAACAGCAGCAACAAGGUCAUUCUGGUUCAUUCUCAGCAUUGGCUUCCAUGGCAAGUUCCUAUUUAGGUAAUAACUCGAAUUCAAACUCGAGUUACGGUGGUCAACAACAGGCUAAUGAGUAUGGCAGACCACAACAUAGUGUCCAACAGCAAUCUAAUGAGUAUGGUACACCACAACACAGUGGAAACCAGAACUCCAAUGGACAUGAAUCCUUCAACUUCUCUGGUAACUUUUCUCAACAGAACAACAAUGGCAACCAAAACCGUUAUUGA
This is a messenger RNA of Saccharomyces mikatae IFO 1815, 1188 nucleotides long. RefSeq names its product prion domain-containing protein RNQ1 (gene RNQ1). NCBI's taxonomy places the organism in Eukaryota, Fungi, Ascomycota, Saccharomycetes, Saccharomycetales, Saccharomycetaceae. The record is from RefSeq and is a predicted model, not a curated record. The coding region runs from base 1 to 1188 and encodes 395 amino acids. The transcript has a single exon.